Molecule: messenger RNA, 1268 nt
Organism: Sphaerulina musiva SO2202
Lineage: Eukaryota; Fungi; Ascomycota; Dothideomycetes; Mycosphaerellales; Mycosphaerellaceae
Exons: 2
Coding region: 221-574 (117 amino acids)
Biological process (GO): protein insertion into mitochondrial outer membrane; mitochondrial outer membrane translocase complex assembly
Cellular component (GO): mitochondrial outer membrane
Source: RefSeq, a predicted model, not a curated record
UUAUAUAUCGUCUCUAAACUAGCUUUCGGUUCCCAGCCCGAGCUGUAGGAGGAGGUUAGGUAGCAGUCUGUACCAGUGUACACUCGAUCACGAAGUAAUGCUCGUCGACCCUAGAGCGGUAGAGCAGUGCAUCUGUGCCUAGUCAACAAGCACCGAGUGUACCAGUCACUCGUCCACAGCCACUCCACUCCCAUCCCACCCACACACAACGAGAGCAGUCAUGUCCGAUCCCUCAUCCUCCUACGCGCGCAUCCCCUCCGCUGCCUCCGACAUCGACGACGACGAUGGAUUCGAUUCCCUCCCAUCUUCCUCCGCAGGCUCCACGACAUCCCUCUCUCCGAGCGAGGAAGAAGCUUACUCAGAUGCCGAGCGAGAAUGGCGGGAAAGUCUACAACAGCUGGAACUCAUGAUGACACUGGUGCUGAUACCUUAUCUGGGCAAGUACUUUGGGAGAAAGUGUGCCUAUUAUGGAUGGGCGAAGUUUAUGGAGUGGAAGUAUCCUGUGACGGUAGAGAUCACAAGUCCUGGUUUGUUCAAAGGUGUCGGGGCUAUUGAGGCGGCCGCGUCGCUUUGAUGUGGAUGGCUUGCAAGACGAGAAAUACUACAGUCAAGAAAGUCAUGCUCCAAGGGCAGCCUACGCGUUCGCGUAUUGAGUCCAUCCGCCUGGCUAGAGACUAUGCGGCACUAUCCACUCCUCUGGAAUGCGCAGGCAGUGAACAUGUUCGAGGGCCGGUACACUUCGGAGUGGUUGCUUUGUACGGGCCCACGCUCAAGAUUCGGUCUUAUUCACAAACACACACACUCUCUCUACAGAUGCCAUUCCUGUGGUGCACUCGUGAGCGCUCCUGGACGUUGGAUUCAGAGCUACGAGUCGGAGAUGGCGAGACAUGAAGGUCGAGGGGGCGAAAGAAGGCGGGUGUGAUGCAGGGGUCUAUACACUCUCUAUGGAAAGUCUGUUGGGAGAAAGGCCGCGCCGAAGCCAGUGGAACCAAUCAUGAUUUGCGAAAGAAGCACUUUCAUGGGAACGGGAAGAGCAGGCUUGCAUUGAAGAUGGUAUAAAGGAUAGAGGUUGCGCCAGAAGAUCAUGUCGGCUGUGUACACUUGGAUCCUUAUUCGACCUACCUGACUUAAGAUCCUGUUACCUGAAGUUGAGGCAUUGCCUCUCUUCACUCAGGUAGCCGCUCAAGCCUUUCUUGGCGAAGAUGACGACGAUCGCCCACCGGAUCUGUUCUCGUUUUACCUCCUAGCACAUUCUUUGAUUUCUACUG